AUGGCUCCCGCAAACGAAACCCCCGCGCCACUGUCACAAGCCGAAGAGGCGGAAGUUGAAGCGCUGCUCGAAAAGGCGAAGAAAUUUCCCCCGGGCGUGUUUAAACAGCUCCAGGAGGAAGAGCGCAAGAUGCGCGAAAUGGCCGCCGCUGAUCCAGAAAUGGCGCGCUACCUUGAGAGCCUUUGCCGCGCGUACUUGAGCAGCGGAGCGAGUUCGGCGAAACCGGAUACCAAGUGGGAAGAGGAAGAGGAAAGCAAGAAGAAAGAGGAAGAGAAGGAAGAGGAGGAGGGUCAGGCGAAGGUCGAGGGUGGUGAAGAGAAAAGUAGAUGA
Messenger RNA from Alternaria triticimaculans, 330 nucleotides. RefSeq lists its product as uncharacterized. The transcript has a single exon. The coding region runs from base 1 to 330 and encodes 109 amino acids. The record is from RefSeq and is a predicted model, not a curated record. NCBI's taxonomy places the organism in Eukaryota, Fungi, Ascomycota, Dothideomycetes, Pleosporales, Pleosporaceae.